Drosophila albomicans is the source of this 1679-nucleotide messenger RNA. It is a transcript of the gene p38a, whose product is annotated as mitogen-activated protein kinase p38a. The record is from RefSeq and is a predicted model, not a curated record. The coding region runs from base 379 to 1473 and encodes 364 amino acids. Gene Ontology annotation, cellular component: nucleus; cytoplasm. Lineage: Eukaryota; Metazoa; Arthropoda; Insecta; Diptera; Drosophilidae. Gene Ontology annotation, biological process: protein phosphorylation; intracellular signal transduction. The transcript has a single exon. Gene Ontology annotation, molecular function: ATP binding; MAP kinase activity.
UAAAGGCCAACAGUUGCAAUACGCUGGCUGUGACGCAUGCACUGAUCGCUGCUAAUUACAAUAAUAAUUUCACGUUCUUUUCAAGUGCGGAAUAAACACAAAAAUGCUAAUUUCGAUAAGCAAUUAUUGAACAGUUAAUCCUCAAGGAUUGGUGAAUAAACUUAACGGCUGCACAACUCAACGACAGUCGAUUCGUCAAAUCACACACAAACACACGCACACAGAGACGUUCUGUACACCGCCCAUUGGAAAGAAGCCGUUGCUUGUUUGACGAUAGUUGGUUGGGGACAGGAAACCCGAUUUAAGAUAAACGUAAUCAGUUAUUUUCGGAUUCGUAUUGCGUUCUUCAUUUGAUAAUUGAUUGAUAAAGUGUUGAAAAUGGCAGCGCAACAAUUUUACAAAUUGGACAUCAAUCGCACGGAAUGGGAAGUGCCGGAAAUGUACCAACAAUUGCAGGUCGUGGGAUCGGGAGCCUAUGGCCAGGUGUGCAAAGCCAACGUCAGGGGAACGAACAUGCAUGUGGCCAUCAAGAAGCUUUCCCGUCCCUUCCAGUCAACGGUGCAUGCGAAGCGAACGUAUCGCGAACUCACUUUGCUUAAGCACAUGGAUCAUGAGAAUGUUAUUGGUCUGUUGGACAUCUUUCAUCCACCACAUCCAGCGAAUGCUACGCUGGAGGAGUUCCAGCAUGUCUACCUUGUCACCCAUCUCAUGGACGCUGAUCUCAAUAACAUUAUCAAGAUGCAGAACCUCUCCGACGAUCAUGUCCAGUUCCUGGUCUAUCAGAUUCUUCGGGGUCUAAAGUAUAUACACAGUGCUGGGAUCAUUCACCGUGAUCUGAAGCCAUCGAACAUUGCGGUCAAUGAAGAUUGCGAGCUGCGCAUUCUGGACUUCGGUUUGGCGCGGCCCACGGAGAAUGAAAUGACGGGUUAUGUGGCCACCCGAUGGUAUCGUGCCCCUGAGAUCAUGCUCAACUGGAUGCACUACAGCCAGACUGUGGAUAUUUGGUCGGUGGGCUGCAUCAUGGCCGAAUUGAUAACUAGGAGAACACUCUUCCCUGGUACCGAUCACAUACAUCAGCUGAAUUUGAUCAUGGAAAUGCUGGGCACUCCGCCGGAUGAUUUCAUGAAGAAGAUCUCCUCGGAGAAUGCUCGCAACUAUAUCCUCUCCCUGCCCCCCAUGAAACGCACCAAUUUCAGCGACUUCUUUGCCGGCGCCAAUCCUUUGGCUGUGGAUCUGCUGGAGAAGAUGUUGGAACUGGAUGCGGAUAAACGUAUUACGGCGGAACAGGCUUUAGCCCAUCCGUAUUUGCAAAAGUAUUCCGAUCCCAGCGAUGAACGCACUUCGCCUCUCUACGAUCAGAGCUUUGAGGACAUGAACUUAUCGGUGGAAAAGUGGAAGGAGUACAUCUAUAAGGAAGUCGUCAACUUUAAACCGCCUCCCUCUUAUGCCGAAGUCUUGCAGAGCAUUAAGUAAAACACUGCUCAAAGAAGUGACUGUCAAGUAUUAACAAUUGCCUUCAAAACAAAUGAAUUUGUUUAAAUUUUAUUGUAAUUUACUCAGAAAACUACCAAAUAGUGUUUCACGUUGAUGUUGUCACAUAUUUUAGUGUUGUGUUUUAUCUUUUAUGUAUAUAUAAACUUUGUUAUUGUUUGAUCCCUUUGUUUAUUAAAUGCGAUUUU